AUGUUGGUACUACAUCCAAAAAGACAUAUUUAUAGCCAAGCCUCCUCCACAGUUAAUCUCUUUCCACCUACCGCUCACUAUUUAAAAACAAAGCUCUCAAAUAUUAACACUUCUUGUAUCAACAUGAUCAAGUUACUCACUCCUCUAUUCAUCGCUUCCCUUGCCAUUGCGCAUGCUGCUGGCCGCCCGGAAGAUGUCCAGCGCCGCACUGACGAGCUUGCCUCUCAACUGGUUGACGAGCUAGCUGACCAGGAAGGCUAUAGCACGAGAGUUGAAUAUGUAAACAUGUGUGAAUAUCCCGUUCAUAUUUGGCGAACGAAGAUGGCCAAUACGAAGAGCCUUGGCGUUGUUCCCGCCAAUGAGACUGGCUACGACAUUAUCAAGGCGGAUCCCAAGGCUACAGAGGUCAAAUAUCGCUUUGCUCGCACAAAAACGAGUUAUAAGGACGGUUCGGGAGCUUUGGAGCUUGGAUUCAAUCACAACGUCACGGAGCGCUACAUGAAGGUGGAUUCGCACAUGGGCCCUGUCAUCCGCAACCCGCUUGGAGAGGACUACGCCCUGGCUACGGUUGCUGUCAGCGGCUGCGAUAAGGGAGACAGCGGGUAUGAUGUAAAUAUUUUCUUCGGAAGAAAGGUCUCCGUCAAAACUGCAUGCAAGGCCAUCAAGAGCACGGUGAUCAACAUGGUUUGGUUUUGCCUGGAGAAUGUCGAUGGUAGGUCGACUAUGGCGUCUGUUCAUUAA
Messenger RNA from [Torrubiella] hemipterigena, 741 nucleotides. NCBI's taxonomy places the organism in Eukaryota, Fungi, Ascomycota, Sordariomycetes, Hypocreales, Clavicipitaceae. The record is from the annotation of a GenBank genome assembly.